UACGCACAAAAAUCUAAAGGAAAACGGUCGAGUUUAUAUAAAAAAAGAAAAGAAUUUUUAUUUUUGGUACGUAAAAUUCUCGAAUCUGUUAGUUGAUGAUGAUUUGCUUUACGAUGUAGAUAUAUGUACAUACACAUAAAUGAAACUGUAUUUCCCUAGGGAUAACAUGUACGACCGAUAUCGUACAAUUCAAACUAAGAUUAAAAGUCUAGGAAAAAAGAUUUGCUCGAUCCUUUAACUGUUUAUAAUUGCAAAUCGAAAUACGGAAUGAUAAAAGGAGCAGUCUAAAAAUUGUUUUUAUUCUCGGAAUGAAGACCAAUUUAUAGACUGAUAUGAAUACGUGUAUUAUAAUUCUAGAAAAAAUUUUCCAAAUCUAUAAAAGAAAUACAUACAAAAUCGCACCAAUUAUUCUUUAUCGACCCCGAUCAAGCAAUUAAGUUUAAUGCAAGUCAUACGUAAUAAGACUCGCAUGAGAUCUAAUAGCAUGAGAAAUCUUAUCGAGUGCUGAAGGCUUUAUUCUGUUAUUUGACAUGAACAAAGUUACGUCUAUCUUCACACAUAUAAUUUUGUUAGAAGCAGUGUAUCGGAUCUUUCUGUCUUUUUGUGUAUUUUUCUUGUUCACACAUAGAUACAGUAAAAUACAUUUUUACUGUAAUACAAACUAAUAAGUUUCAAUGUCAUUAAUAAGAAGAAUUACGUUAGAGGAAGAAAUUAAAAAAAAUCCUAAAUUGAAAUUAUCUGAUAUACAAUCACUCAGAGAAUGGUGCAAGAAACAAAUACAUUUGCCAAAAAUUGAAGACAGCUUUCUCGCUUUGUUUCUUCAUAAUAACUAUUAUCAAAUGGAACCAACUAAAAACACAAUUGAGAAUUAUUACACGAUUAGAACACGUUCACCAGAAUUUUUUUGCAAUCGAGAUCCGCUCGAAGACAAAGGGCUACGACAAGCCUUCAAAGUCAUGCAAAAGUGCUUUGGAUAUACGAAUCAAAUCAUUAACAAUUUGCUGAAAAAGAAACAAGAUUGCGGUUAUGGAAUCCGUAUGAAAAUAUAGAACAUUACCAUUAAAUAUAUCAAUAUUUUGUAUAUACUCAAAAUUUUUAUUUCUAAAAAAAUUAAA
Messenger RNA from Monomorium pharaonis (pharaoh ant), 1115 nucleotides. RefSeq names its product alpha-tocopherol transfer protein-like. The transcript has 3 exons. Gene Ontology annotation, molecular function: phosphatidylinositol bisphosphate binding. The coding region runs from base 675 to 1049 and encodes 124 amino acids. NCBI's taxonomy places the organism in Eukaryota, Metazoa, Arthropoda, Insecta, Hymenoptera, Formicidae. The record is from RefSeq and is a predicted model, not a curated record. Gene Ontology annotation, cellular component: membrane.